Trypanosoma brucei brucei TREU927 is the source of this 1695-nucleotide messenger RNA. RefSeq lists its product as hypothetical. Bases 1 to 1695 code for a protein of 564 amino acids. The record is from RefSeq and is a predicted model, not a curated record. Lineage: Eukaryota; Euglenozoa; Kinetoplastea; Trypanosomatida; Trypanosomatidae. The transcript has a single exon.
AUGGUACUAAAUGUGAUUCUUCUUGGUACGUACUCACAUUCCCCGCCCACACGUACGGAUUUGCUUUAUUCACUGCGUAAGCACUCGCAGCGCAGUUAUCAUGCCACCAGUUCCUAUUUGUGGACGGAGGACAAUCUCUUUAGCAAUCUUACACCUCUUUCUCUUCCGGAAACUUUGUUCUCUUCCGGUACUCACAGGUGUGGUUAUUACGCAUUCGAGGCUUAUUUAUCUUUAGGGGGGAACGAUGAAGAUACGCGAGUGACCGCCAUGAUGCUUUUGGACCUGACCGAAGCCAUUCAGGGAUUAACUGCAGCAGUAACGGAAAGUGAAGGCACGGUAAAGAGGGAGGAGGAGGAGGAGGAAGAAACGGAUGUGUUGCUGCUCGAACUUGCAGAUAUCAUCGAAAACUCUGAAGGAACACGUGGUGAAUACCUCAGUCGCUGGGGUGCAGAGGAAUAUGAUUAUCAUCAGAGAAUGGUUGGUCGUGUUAUUAUGAUGGGUGGUUCCGUUUUUGUUGUCCCCCUGCGACCUAAUGGUCAGUUGAGACCCCGUCAGAAGUCCCUAAAGCAGCAGUCCCUCCGUGAUAAAUGCUAUGAAAGGUUGGAACCUCUUCUUACAUUACUUGAAGUAGACGAUUCAGUACGGAAGCGUUUCCUUGAGGAGGAAAUGACGGAAGCGUUGCAAGUGUGGGCGCGCCGAGUGGCCUCCACUAUGCGUGAAGGGUCGUGGCACCUUGCUGUGGUUGCGGUUCCAGCACCCGUUGCCGAAUUGGUGGAUAAAAACCCAACACUUGCACGUGCUGCGCUGCUUCAUCAUACCGCUCGUCAGCCACUACAUUGGUUGCGGAAUGGUGCACUUGCCCCAACACAGUACUCCGGUGCAGAGAGUAUGGUGCGCGGUGUAGUUGAAGAAUACCGCAUGCUGACACAAAGUGGUUGCUAUGUGCGUGUUCCUCUGCGCAUUCCCCGUUACAUUUUCGCCCACCUACACUGUUCAGCAGCUCCACCAUCGCUCAUUUCGACGCCGCUUUGCGCUACGACAUAUUCUCUUCAGCAGCGUUCCGCAAGUGGUGGAGAUGAAAGUUGCGUCGCAGUUGAAGCAACAGAAGAGGAACUUCUUCAUGGACUCCAGCUCACAAUUGCACUACAGCGCCUGCGGAGGGAUGUAGCGGGGUCACAUGCAGCUGUGAUUGAAAGUUUUCUCAAAGAUGUGAAGAAAGGAGGUGGAGGAAACCUUCAAGAAAGCAAUGAAAGUGGUGAAGAUAUUUUCUCUCAGCGCUAUCUCUGCAACUUACGACGUAAAGUAAUGAAUGUACCGACACUUCGCAGUCACAGUACCAGUUGGCUCUACGCUUAUGCUCAGGAGGCAGAACGUCUGCAGACUCUUACAGGGGACGAUGUGAACCGAUUAGAUGAUUACUUAUUCAACGAUGGUGCAAGCGUUUGCAGCGGCAGUGACAAUACCACUGAGUCUAACGAAGAGGAGACGGGCCGCAGCCACGCGGUGUACCCCUCUGAGAGGGAUGAAACUGAUGUACUGCUGCAAUUGAAGGAAAUGGAACACAUCAUGGAGUUGAGUACUCGCGAAGCCGUGCUUGGUGGUUCUGGAGGUGAAAGGUCUGAGUUGAAGAAAGUUGCGAGCAAUGCACUUUUCCUUAACACAGUACACAUGCUUUCUCAGGAUUCGUCAUUGUGA